Molecule: messenger RNA, 2732 nt
Organism: Epinephelus fuscoguttatus (brown-marbled grouper)
Lineage: Eukaryota; Metazoa; Chordata; Actinopteri; Perciformes; Serranidae
Product: protein phosphatase 1, regulatory subunit 15B
Exons: 3
Coding region: 254-1990 (578 amino acids)
Biological process (GO): response to endoplasmic reticulum stress
Cellular component (GO): protein phosphatase type 1 complex; endoplasmic reticulum
Molecular function (GO): protein phosphatase regulator activity
Source: RefSeq, a predicted model, not a curated record
UGAGACAUUUCCACUCUACUACAAACAACGAAGACAACGCCGAGACUGAGAAACAUGGAGCAAAUACAUGAGGACAUUUGACGAAGGAGACCCAAAAAUGGCACGUACUUGCCAGAAAAUGAAGCGACACCACAUCGACGCCUAUCUGUCACUGACAAAUACGCGAAAUCUGUUGGUUUUCGACGAGGAAUACCAGAAUACGUGAGGAUUUCUGUCAACAUCACCGCCGUAAUCCGAGAAGAAGUGAGAAAAAAUGGCCACGGUUGUUGGUUCCGAGAAGGGUUCUUCUGAACGGACGGCGAUGGAGAGGUUCGGUAGCGGAGGGAUGGCGCUUCUGCCUUGGACCAAACAGAUGCUCACCGUACUGUGGGAACAGCUUCGGCUGCUGGUUCAAGUCAUUUACUACACCUUCAUGUCGGUUUUCCAGAUGUUCCGGUUUGAGGUUCACGUGAGAAUCACAGACGAGACGGGUCAGCACAUCCAGCACAUGACCAACGCCACAAACCCGACUGAAUCCUUCCUGUUUUCCUCACUGUUUGACGGAGACAACGGAGUGAUGGUUGGAGGUUCAAAUCCCCUCUCAAACUUCUGUGCUGACGUGGGCGACUCCUUCGCUGGGAAAUCCACUGCUGAGGCCCUGCUGUCCAGUCUGCGUGCCGACGACCUGUGCUGUGGACUGGUGGAUGAUUUUGUGUCCAGAACAGCUGGCAAAGAAGAGAGCAUCUUUCUGGGACACCAAUCAAGCUGGAAAAUGGGCUUCCCUGGCGACUGGAAAGUUUUUGUAUCAAGCAGCGAUAGCUCCAGUUCUAACGACGGCUGUCAUAGAAGUAGUGAGAAAGUCUUCAAACAGGAUAUUUCAAAGGAGAAAGUUUUUAAACAGGACACUUCAGAAGAGGAGAGAAGUUUUCACUGGAGUAGCGAAGAAGACCAGAACGUAGUUGAAUUUGACAGUGAGGAAAGUAAGGCGCUUUGGGAGUCCCUGUCAAAAUCCAGUGAUCCGUACAACCCCUUCUUUUUCUCUGCGUGUAUUUCAACAAACACCAACAUGGGGAAAAGUAAAGGCAAAGCGAUGGACAGUGAGGCUGACCUCAUGUCAGUGAGCAAGGCCAGCGAGGAGAUGUUGGGGCCUAGAGGCCUCAACAUCUGGGUCAGCCGCUCUGACAGCGAGAGCAGUUGGAGCAGCUGGGCCAGUUCGGACGGUUCAAGCCCCGACAUUGACGAAGAGAGCGAGAGGCUCUUGGAGUUCUUUAGCUGUCCCGAUGACCCCUACAAUCCCAUGUGCUUCACCGCCUGCACUGUCACCAGCGCAACACCUCAAACCACCACAGUCACUAAACAACAGGCCUCACUUCCUGCCCCUCCCACCAAGUCGGACACAGACACAGAGGAGAAGGAAAGCAGCGUCCCUCCUUCAUCAGAGGAUGACGAAGAAGAACAGCUAUGGAAAGCUCUCUGCCAAAAGGAUGACCCGUACCACCCUCUUAACUUUCAGGCCUGCCUGCAGAGCUCCCCAACAACUACACUCCAGUGUGGAGAAGAUCCAGAUGCCCUCUAUGUCCACCACACAAAAAAUCCACCCACAAAGGGCAAGAAAUGUGAAAAAGAGACAAAAACAAAUCGAAAAUCCAGAGUCACCAAGCCCUCCCGGCCAGAGAGGCAGUUAAAGCAUCACUCCCAUCCAGACAAAACACUGGUGCCCUGGAAAAGACCUGGACAAACACCUCAGUCGCUGCCAGAGGAGACGAAGGACAGCAAAGUCAGCACAAGCCAGAAAAGGAAGGUGCGAUUUUCUCCUCUGGUCCAAGUCCACGUCAUGCGGACCUGGCAGUUUGCCCGCCAGGCCUCUCGUAAAGGACACUGGGAAGAGAUGGCGCGAGACCGGGACCGCUUCCGGAGGCGUGUCCAGGAAACGGAGCAGGCCAUCGGUCACUGCUUCACCCAGCAACACAGAGAGAGGAUGCGGGCGUAUCUGGAUGGUGCCUUGAAAUAAGUCAAAUUCCUGAACACUGAAUGUUUUAUUUCCUUUUCGGAUGAGAACUUGUGAUUGGUUGCAAUGCAACAGUGAUUUUGAUUUAGGCCAAUUAGAAAUUUGAUGUUAGGCCAACUUUUAAUGUUCGGUGUCAAGUUGAACAACUUUGUACCUCAAAAGGUUUUAUACAUUUUGUGACUGUUGCACUGACUGACACUUUCUCAUAUUAACCUCAGCAUUAACGUGUGGAAUGUUGUUUUUGUAUGCCUUAUAUACUGACCUAGUAAUGUAACUUAUUUAUGCCCUAUGGAGCUUGUUGUUUAUUUUUUACUGGUGAUUUUAACUGUUUGUGUUUUGAUAUGUGUGAAGAAACCACAGUGGUAAAUCUAGAAGUUCAAAGUAGAUGAUGAUGAUAUCGUCAGAAAGCAGAGCUUUACAGUGCAAAGUGUUUUGAAAAGUGUUUUGUUGAAGCAUGAUGUAUAAAUAUGAUGUUCUGGCGUGAUUCUUGUCUUGGUCAAAUAUUAUGUUCUUGAUAUUUAAGUUUUGUCUUGUGUUUGCUUAUUUAAUGGCACAUACGUCCAGUGUGGAGAUGGAUGUCUUUAUUGUUUUACCGACUGGAAAGAUUCAAACACUUUGUCUCAUUGUAACUCAUUCAGCUUCUCAUGGUAACAUCAUGUAGCCAGAAAUGUGUCCAAAAAAACAUCUGUAGCAAAUUUUGUUAUUAGGUGCUUUGCAAAAUCAAUAAAAAAUUUGUUACACUAAA